AUGCUUCGCCCAGCGCCACUGGCCUGCACCGAGUGCCGGAAGCAUCAUAUCAAAUGUGAUGCAGAAAAGCCUUCUUGUUCUCGCUGUAAAGACGCCCACCUUGCAUGUGUUUAUCUCCCUUCCCGACGCGGAGGGAGGCGCAAACCUGCCAAUACCCAUCGACUGGAUCACAGUGCAAAUCACCCUUUGAUCAUGGCUCAAUCAGUAUUUGUUCCCGAUUCUCGUUUGGUGCUUCUGUACUAUACAAAUUUCCACUCAGGCCACCCAAUUCUUGUUCCACCAACUCUCUACGAAGGCCGCCAGUAUCCUUCCUAUUUACAGCAAGUUGUCAAAUUCAUCGGCAGCCAUUAUUCAUUGGUUUUGUCCAAUGACACAUUUUAUGAGGCAACUGCAGUCGAGUUGUCCACGAGCCUUGAGAGAACACCAUGCAUGGUCCAGGCACUCCUCCUAUAUUCCAUCAUCAUGUACGCGCGCAACCAAAGCUCACAGGCAGAUCACGCCUUCUCCCGAGCCGUUGAUAUCGCUUUGGAGCUCGGCAUGUACCGGAAAGACUUUGCAAACACCUUUUCAGGUAGCCAAGAACCCGAGGCAGAGAGCUUACGGCGGACGUGGUGGGAGCUUUUCUUCACCGAAGUGUACAUGGCCAGCUUGCAGCAAAAGGUCAAUCUCCGGUGCGGGAAUGUACCAUAUGAUGUCGCGCUUCCAUGCGAAGACGCUUCCUAUGCGUCUCCCGAUUCGAUCCCGCCGCCCCCAACGCUUGCGGCUUUCAGGAUGCGAAUAUUCAUGGACGAUGACCAAGAGGCCCCAUUGUUCCGCUAUUCGUCCUAUAGCUACCGUAUCGAAGCCGUUCGCAUUCUUGCCCGGGUGCUUGUCUUGAAUAGCUUGCCUGAGACCCAUAACGACCACCUCCAAGCAUUGGUCAAUGCGCUCGUCAGCUGGGUAAAUCACCUCCCGCGAGACAAGGUGGACGUCGUGGACAAGUAUGGCAAUGUCGACGAAAUGCUAUUCCAAGCUCAUAUCACAAUCCACUACGCUGCUAUGCUCUUACACUUGCCUCGCAGUAAUUUGCGACCCAAAUUUCCCAAUACGGAGCUCAGGAUUUGCCCGGGAACCCCAUUCCGGCUAUCGCCUUCUCUGACCCGCCACGUCCACGAUGUCAAAGCUACGGAAUCCUCUAAACAAUUAUCCAAUCUUCUCUUUGUCCGUCCCAACGCGCAAGGCUAUAGUCCUUUCAUUGUGUGCAGCCUGGUAUUGUGUGGAAUGGUGCAGCUUGCGACGAGUGAAAGCCACUCCUCUGAUUGUUUUGACCAUCAUUGUAACCGGGUUGUUCUUGUGCUUGGGUGUCUCAAGCUCUUGAAGAAGAAGAGCUGGUCACUUGCGCAAGAGGCGCAUCGAUACCUGCGACAGGCGGCCACCCAAACUAUUACGAGUUGGGUCGAUUCUCCAUCUUCCCAAGGCAGCAACACCUUGCCAACGACUACAGGACCCGACCAUCCUGGCAACCUGGGCUUCGGUGGACUGAGUCCCGGGGCGAGUGCAAAUGACCUCUUUUCUCCUAGACUUCUCUCGGCUUACAUCGACCCAACCUGCAAUGACCCUUUUUUGAUAAAUCGAGUCCCGGGAUUUGAUACUCUGUGA
This is a messenger RNA of Aspergillus ochraceoroseus IBT 24754, 1638 nucleotides long. Its product is annotated as Zn(II)2Cys6 transcription factor. The record is from RefSeq and is a predicted model, not a curated record. The transcript has 3 exons. Gene Ontology annotation, molecular function: DNA-binding transcription factor activity, RNA polymerase II-specific; DNA binding; zinc ion binding. The coding region runs from base 1 to 1638 and encodes 545 amino acids. Gene Ontology annotation, biological process: DNA-templated transcription; regulation of DNA-templated transcription. NCBI's taxonomy places the organism in Eukaryota, Fungi, Ascomycota, Eurotiomycetes, Eurotiales, Aspergillaceae.